AUGAUUUUGUUGUUCCUUCACAGGCUGACAGAGGUUUUUACCGAAUAUUUUAAAGAGCUCGAGGAGGAAUCGAUUCGAGAUAAUUUUGUCAUUAUUUAUGAAUUGCUUGAUGAGAUGAUGGAUUUUGGAUAUCCUCAGACCACCGAAACCAGAAUAUUGCAAGAGUAUAUAACUCAAGAGUCACAUAAAUUGGAGAUUCAAGUUCGUCCACCGUCGGCUGUGACGAAUGCAGUUUCGUGGCGUUCGGAGGGAAUAAAAUAUCGAAAGAACGAAGUUUUUUUGGAUGUCAUUGAGUCCGUCAAUCUGUUGGUUAACGCUAAUGGAAAUGUGCUGCGUAGCGAAAUUCUUGGAAUAAUUAAGAUGAAGUGUUACCUGAGCGGCAUGCCGGAGUUGAGACUUGGUCUAAAUGACAAGGUCAUGUUUGAAAGUACCGGUCGUUCGCCUACGCGAGGGAAAGCAAUUGAAAUGGAAGAUGUCAAAUUCCACCAGUGUGUUCGUCUAUCGCGAUUUGAGAACGAUCGCACCAUCUCUUUUAUACCCCCGGACGGUGAAUUUGAAUUGAUGAGCUACCGGUUAAAUACACAGCCACUGAUCUGGGUUGAGGCGCUCGUGGAGAAUUACACUGGAUUUAGGAUCGAGUACAUGAUCAAGGCGAAAGCUCAGUUUAAGCGACGCUCAACGGCCAACAAUGUUGAAAUAUAUGUUCCGGUGCCCGACGAUGCGGACUCUCCAAAGUUUAGAGUAUGA
Acaulospora colombiana is the source of this 747-nucleotide messenger RNA. Lineage: Eukaryota; Fungi; Glomeromycota; Glomeromycetes; Diversisporales; Acaulosporaceae. The record is from the annotation of a GenBank genome assembly.